Cinclus cinclus is the source of this 1482-nucleotide messenger RNA. RefSeq names its product BEN domain containing 4 (gene BEND4). The record is from RefSeq and is a predicted model, not a curated record. The transcript has 5 exons. Gene Ontology annotation, molecular function: DNA binding. Lineage: Eukaryota; Metazoa; Chordata; Aves; Passeriformes; Cinclidae. The coding region runs from base 1 to 1482 and encodes 493 amino acids.
AUGGAGGAGGAGAUGCAGCCGGCGGAGGAGGGGCCCAGCACCCCCAAAAUCUACAAGCAGCGGGGUCCCUACAGCGUUCUGAAGACCUUCCCCGGGAAGCGGGCGGCGCUGGCCAAGCGCUAUGAGAGACCCACCAUGGUGGAGGUGCCCCGCGGGCGCGGAGCGGGGCAGCCCUUCCCGCACGCCGCCGAGCCGCUGCCCUACGCUCCGCACGGCCCCUUCCCCAACGGGCCCGCCCGCCCCGGCGCUGCCCCCGGCGCUGCCCAGGGCCACUCCCGGCCGCCGCCGCCGGCCCCGAGCUCCUCGGGCCGCUACGGCCCUUGCCCGGCCGUGGCGGGGGGCGGCGGCGCGGAGCUGAGCGCAGAGAGUCGAAUGAUUCUGGAUGCCUUUGCUCAACAAUGCAGCCGGGUUCUAAGUCUCUUAAAUUGUGGUGGAAAACUACUGGACAACAAUCACUCUCAGUCUAUGAUUUCUUGUAUAAAGCAGGAAAACCCAAAUUAUAGUGAAAGACAAGAGCAAUGUCAGCUCGGGAAAAUGGUCCAUAGUCAGACAUCAGACAUUUUAGACAUAGAGAUGCAGUAUAUGCAAAAGAAACAACAAACCUCAGCCUUUCUGAGAGUUUUUACUGAUUCCCUUCAGAACUAUUUGCUUUCUGGGAGCUUCCCUUCUCAAAACACCUCAUCAAUAAAUGAUUUUAGCCAUUUGGCAGAUGUGGAUCCACUUUCAGCCUCUCCAGUACACACUUUAGGUGGAUGGACAUCUCCAGCAACAUCGGAAUCUCAUGGUCAUCCAUCAUCUUCUACACUUCCAGAGGAGGAAGAGGAGGAAGAGGAAGAAGGUUACUGCCCUCGGUGUCAAGAGCUGGAGCAGGAGGUAAUUUCAUUGCAACAAGAAAAUGAAGAGCUUCGUAGAAAGUUGGAGAGCAUUCCAGUGCCCUGCCAGACGGUUUUAGAUUAUUUGAAGACUGUACUUCAGCAUCACAACCAGCUUAUGGUACCACAGCCAACAGACCAUCCAACCGAGGGGAGUAAGCAGUUGCUGAACAACUACCCUGUCUACAUCACUAGUAAACAGUGGGAUGAGGCUGUAAAUUCUUCCAAGAAAGAUGGACGACGGCUCCUUCGCUAUCUCAUCAGAUUUGUUUUCACAACCGAUGAGCUUAAGUACUCAUGCGGCCUUGGAAAAAGGAAAAGGUCAGUGCAGUCAGGAGAGACAGGUCCUGAAAGACGUCCUCUGGAUCCAGUUAAAGUAACAUGUCUCAGAGAGUUCAUUAGGAUGCACUGCACCUCCAACCCAGACUGGUGGAUGCCAUCUGAGGAGCAGAUAAACAAGGUGUUCAGUGACGCGGUGGGACACGCGCGCCAGGGCCGCGCCGUGGGGACUUUCCUUCACAAUGGCCACUCCUAUUACGAAGGGACUGACCACCCAGGAUCACAGGAUGAAGUCUUCAAUAGAGGUAUGCAGGAUGGAUCUGGAGAUUGA